AUAUUAAGUGCCGUAUUUCUUCCAAGUAAAAUGUAUCUUCAUAUUUUAGUAAAAAUUAAAGGAGAAUGUGAAGAGAAAUCACAGCAUUAGUUAAAAAAAGGUUAAUUAAUGGGAGGAAGGACAGCAUAUAUAUGAUACAGAAGAUAAUUCAUUUCAUUUUAACUGAAUUAAGUGCAUUUUGAUUGAACUAAUGUAUUCAAGCCAUGCAGUCAGCAUUUAUAAAAGGAAUGCAUGAGUAAUUUGUGGGCAACUUGAGUAAAAAUGACACCUAUUGGUAAUUUCAUAUUUAGGAACUUUUUAAAGGUUGAAGGUUGCGUUUUGGUCGAACACCUACAAAGAUAAUCAUAAAACAUACAAAGCAAAUAAUACACACUUUUAAAGGCUGAUUAGUGAUUGCAAUAUAUUCCUUUUAACAAGAACCAAAAGUCUAAACCUUUCACUUCACAAGGCUGGGGUAUGUUUUCUUUCAUGUCAGUAUUCUCGAUAACUGCCAACUAAUCAGAUGUGUUUUUAAACUCGGGGCUGAAUAAAGGUAAUACAAUUGCAGUAGGACGCUAGCCGCGCCAUUCCAUGCCCUGGAGGCCCCCAUUCUAAACAUGAGCAGUCGCAAAAUGAGUAGUUCCAGCUCCAGCUCACUGGUCACCUACAGAAACCUGGGGAAAUCGGGUCUGCGAGUGUCGUCCAUUGGACUAGGAACCUGGGUGACAUUUGGCGGCCAGGUGACAGAUGAGGUAGCAGAAGAAAUACUAACAUUAGCAUAUGAAAGUGGAAUCAACUUUUUUGACACUGCUGAGGUUUAUGCAGCUGGAAACAAAAAAGACAACCCUGAUUUACCUUCCUCUGCUUAUGAGGCUAUUCAGGAAACGUGUGAAGGAGCUGAAAUUACCUUGGGGAAUAUUCUGAAGAAAAAAGCAUGGAGACGAUCCAGUUACAUCAUAUCCACUAAACUUUAUUGGGGAGGAAAAGCAGAAACAGAGAGAGGAUUAUCAAGAAAGCAUAUCAUUGAAGGAUUAAAAGCUUCUUUAGAGAGGCUUCAGCUAGACUAUGUGGAUAUUGUCUUUGCAAAUAAACCUGAUCCUCAUACUCCAAUGGAAGAGAUAGUAAGAGCUUUUACAUUUGUAAUCAAUCAAGGUUGGGCCAUGUAUUGGGGGACUUCUCGAUGGUCGCCUACAGAGAUCAUGGAGGCCUAUUCAGUGGCCAGACAGUUCAAUCUUAUCCCUGCUGUUGCUGAGCAAGCAGAAUAUCACUUAUUUCAACGAGACAAAGUAGAAGUAGCCAUGCCAGAAUUAUACCACAAAAUAGGUGUUGGUACAAUAACCUGGUCCCCUCUAGCAGGAGGAGUACUGACAGGGAAAUAUGAUGAUGGUGUUCCUAUAUAUUCCAGGGCAGCUCUCAAGGGUUAUGUCUGGUUAAAAGACAAAAUCUUGAGCGAGGACGGUCGACGCCAGCAGGCCAAGCUCCGAGAGGCUGCAGUCAUAGCUGACAGAAUUGGCUGUUCCAUUACUCAGCUGGCCAUUGCCUGGUGCUUGAAAAAUGACAAUGUAAAUAGUGUAUUACUAGGAGCUUCAACGGUAGAUCAGCUGUACACCAACAUUCAGGCAUUACAGUGGAUUCCAAAGCUGACCCCAGCAGUUAUGGCAGAACUUGACAAGAUACUGGGAAAUCGUCCUGGUGGAAGGAGAGAUGGGUUUAACAGGUCAUCUAGACGUUCCAUUCAGACUCAGCCUAAAACAUAAUACCGGGUAGUUACAUUGCUCUGUCAAGCCUGUGUAGUCAUUAGGUUAAAAUUCUCACUCCUCCCCAAAACAUUCUGGGUACUGUUUACUUGCACAGCCAAGUCAUAGUGAGAUGGAAAUGAUAUUCCAUUUUGUAUACAUGUUUUCUGUUUUCAUGUCUUAAAAACUUUGUUAUCCAAAAAUGUGAUAUUGAAUUGUAUAUGACAUGAUUUUUUUAUGAGAAAAAAAUGGUUGAAUCAACCUCACUACCUGGAGUAUCCUUAGGUCUAAUGUAUUUGCUAGUAUGUUUACCUGUGUUAAGACAACAUUCAUCUCAAUUUUCUUUUAAUGUUAAGAAAUAUCAAACCAAAAAGUAUUGUAAAAAGUUUCAUGUAUAAAUAUUUUCUCCUUUUUAUCCAUCUGAUUUAUGCACUAGUGGAGCAGCUUAGUGAUCCAACACACAUUGUGUUUGUUAAUCAUAUUUCUAAGAUUAAUCUGCUUGAAAUAAUUACUUUUCAUCUGCAGUUUGUUUAUUACCUCAGGGUUAUAUCAACUCUGAAAUUCAAGUGCCAAAAUACUGUUUACAUGAAUUUUAGAAAACUGUUUUAUUGUUUUUAAACAGCAAACAAAUGAAAUCAAACAGACAAACUAGGUAUGAUGUGUGUGUUUAUUUUCAUAUUGCACAAACCUUGUGAAAAUUUCAAACUUUUUUGUAUUAAUAAUAUAUGCAUUAUGGCUGGCAAUGCUCCUGAAAGUGUGUAAUGGAGGCACGUACUGGCUGAUACAACAGUAAAUUAAAUCUUUGUUACAAUGAUCCAUUUCAUCACAGACUACCAUAUCUUUCCUCCAAAACAUUCCCAUUUCUGUCAUAAUUAUAUGUUAUAGAUGUCCUGAUUUUUUGUAUAGAUCAGACCCUGUUUAGACUUGAUGUAUGGUAUGCUCAGUGGUGAAACUCUUACAGAGUUGUAACGUAUGUAUUACUGUGGUCAGAAAUUGAUUGAGGCCAGUAGCAUGCAGAUAUGCAUUUCAGCAAAUUAGACAAUGCAAAUGGUAUACACUGUACAAGUCAUAUUGAUAGAUUGACAUUGAGCUGUGGAUGCAGCAUUAGACAAUGUGACCUCUAUCAAACUUUUUAUUACCUAGCUAUUUCUCACUAUUGUGUAGAUUAUAUUUAUAUUGUGGAGUGGGAUAAACUUUUAUCUAGUCACUGGUUUUUAUUAUGAAUGACUGUGAUAUACUAGUAGUAUUUAGAGAUACUUGAUGCCCAAAAUACAGAAGCAUUUCAUUUCUCAUGUGAAUUAAAAGGAAAAAAAUAAUUAUUUUAUCAUUUUUAGCAUGUGCUUUAAAGAUAUUUGUAAAAACACUGUUACUGGUAUAUUAAAUUUGAAAAAGCAGUUACCUGAUAGACUAUUUGCAAUUUUUGUUAACCAAUAGACAAUAUGUUUAUUUGAUAAUGGGUAAAGGUAUUUCAUGAAUAUUGUGUGAUUAAGUUUAUUAACCAACACAUGAUUCAGUCCCUUCAUCAAUGCACUUUACAAGUAGAUGGUAUUACAACAUAUCAGUUAAUUUAUUUUAGCCUUCACUUUUAUUGUACAAAUGUAGUCAGUUUUUCAUUUUUCUAUUGGUUGAAUCUUUAAGAUUUUAAUAAAGUUAUCCUUAUUA
Magallana angulata is the source of this 3377-nucleotide messenger RNA. RefSeq names its product voltage-gated potassium channel subunit beta-2-like. Gene Ontology annotation, molecular function: voltage-gated potassium channel activity; potassium channel regulator activity; transmembrane transporter binding. The transcript is spliced from 16 exons. Gene Ontology annotation, cellular component: cytoplasm; voltage-gated potassium channel complex. Gene Ontology annotation, biological process: potassium ion transport; regulation of potassium ion transmembrane transport. Lineage: Eukaryota; Metazoa; Mollusca; Bivalvia; Ostreida; Ostreidae. The record is from RefSeq and is a predicted model, not a curated record. The coding region runs from base 597 to 1736 and encodes 379 amino acids.